AUGUCCAAAGGAAACUCCCCCGCCCCUCUAGAGUCGUCGCCCUCGCCCGACCGUCAUGUUUCCGUGCCGUCGGUCUACCGCGCCAAUGCCGACGUGCUCAAUCGCGCUCUACAGACAAUCGGGAUGGGUCGCUAUCAGUGGCAGCUCUUCGCUGUGAUCGGGUUCGGCUGGGCCAGCGACAAUCUGUGGCCCAUCGUCACCUCGUUGAUUCUGGUGCCCGUGUCGUACGAGUUCAACGUCUCGCAACCCCCUCUGCUGACGCUGGCGCAGAAUAUCGGGUUGCUGGCCGGAGCGCUAAUCUGGGGGUUCAGCUGCGAUAUUAUCGGUCGGCGAUGGGCUUUCAAUCUGACCAUCGCCAUUACGGCCGUCUUUGGCAUGGCUGCAGCUGGAUCGCCUACAUUUGCUGCGGUCGGCGUUUUUGCAGCACUGUGGUCGGUGGGCGUUGGCGGCAAUCUGCCCGUGGACUCGGCCAUUUUCCUCGAGUUUCUCCCCGGAUCGCAUCAGUAUCUGCUCACCAUCCUGUCGGUGUACUGGGCCUUGGCGCAGCUGCUGGCCAAUCUGAUCGCCUGGCCCCUGCUGGGCAACAUGACCUGCCCGUCGACGGACAAUUGCUCGAGAGACAACAACAUGGGCUGGCGCUAUUUUCUGAUCACCAUGGGGGGUCUGGCGGUCGUCAUGUGCGUCGUGCGCUGCAUCUUCUUCACGCUGUAUGAGUCGCCCAAAUUCCUCAUGGGCAAAGGUCGCAACCACGACGCCGUGAUGGUCGUCCACGAGGUCGCCCGUCGCAACGGCAAAUCGUCGAAUCUCUCCGCCGAGGAACUAGAUCCGCUGUCGUCCACCCCCAUCGAAGCGCAGGAGACUACAGUUCGCAGUUCUCGUAACGGGCUGACCACCUCCGACCAUAUGCGUAUGCUCCUUGAACCGGUGUCCCUUCCCCACGUGAAGGCCCUGUUUAACAGCCCGCGUCGCGCCUGGUCCACCUCGCUGAUGAUCCUGAUCUGGACGUUGGUCGGCCUCGGGUUUCCUUUGUACAACGCGUUCCUGCCCUUCCUGCAACAAUCGCGCGGAGUGGAGUUUGGCGACGGCUCCACCUACAUCACCUACCGCAACACGCUAAUCGUGGCGGCCGUUAGCGUGCCCGGCAGUCUGGUCGGCGGCGCGCUGGUCGAACUACCGCGGCUCGGACGCAAAGGCACGCUCUCGCUGGCCGUCAUCGCCACGGGCGUGUUCCUGCUGGCCUCGACGACCGCCGACUCGUCUGCGGCCUUGCUGGGCUGGAACUGCGCGUUCGGGUUCUCCAGCAGUCUGAUGUACGCCGUGCUGUACGCCUAUACGCCGGAGAUGUUCGAGACCAAGGAUCGGGGCACGGGCAACGCGCUGGUGGGUGCGGCGAAUCGCGUGGGGGGUAUUCUGGCUCCGAUCAUUGCCAUUGCAGCGGGCGUGCAGAGCUCUGCGCCGGUGUAUGUAAGCGGUGCGCUGUUUCUGGGGGCCGGACUGCUGGUGCUGUUGAUACCGUACGAGACGAGGGGACGGGCGAGUAUCUAG
Molecule: messenger RNA, 1545 nt
Organism: Aspergillus steynii IBT 23096
Lineage: Eukaryota; Fungi; Ascomycota; Eurotiomycetes; Eurotiales; Aspergillaceae
Product: putative sugar transporter
Exons: 1
Coding region: 1-1545 (514 amino acids)
Biological process (GO): transmembrane transport
Molecular function (GO): transmembrane transporter activity
Source: RefSeq, a predicted model, not a curated record